Hippoglossus stenolepis (Pacific halibut) is the source of this 5325-nucleotide messenger RNA. RefSeq names its product solute carrier family 39 member 10 (gene slc39a10). The transcript is spliced from 10 exons. Bases 516 to 3152 code for a protein of 878 amino acids. Gene Ontology annotation, molecular function: zinc ion transmembrane transporter activity. Gene Ontology annotation, cellular component: membrane. Gene Ontology annotation, biological process: positive regulation of B cell receptor signaling pathway; zinc ion import across plasma membrane; intracellular zinc ion homeostasis. NCBI's taxonomy places the organism in Eukaryota, Metazoa, Chordata, Actinopteri, Pleuronectiformes, Pleuronectidae. The record is from RefSeq and is a predicted model, not a curated record.
AUUCUUUAUUUGCCUGGUGUUGAGACAAAUUGUGAUUACACACAAUUCAAGCUAAAUCAGCCUAAUUUGCCAUUUUCUACAUUCAAAAUAAACAAGUUCGACUGUAACGCAUCUUAAAUUAAUACUCAGAGAAAAAUAAACCCGGGUUCACGUAUAAUGAAUAUGCACUGCUUACUUUUUAGAUUGCUGUUUGUGUAACACACAAUUAUACUCUCACACUGUAUAGAGAUUCUCAUGUUUCCCUCAAAGGCCCAGCACUGCAAGAGAUUCCAAUCAGGAAAACACAGUGAGCUCUGUUGCCGCUCAGAGGGUGUGCUCUUAAAAAUAGGUCCCGGUUUUGCCCCAACCUAUCUGCUGGGAGGUUCAUAGGUCACUGCUGUCUCAUGUUUAUAAACACUGUCUUGCCGACAGCCGUGAAGUCAGCUUGUAACCACACUUAAUGUCCGCAGCGUAGAGUCAGAACUCCUCGGCUAAUCUUAAUUUCACACACAGUGGGGACCAGAAGUGAGGGGACAAUGCGAGUCCACGUGCACACCAAGUUCUGUUUCCUGUGUGUGCUCACCUUCCUCUUCCAUCAGUGCAACCACUGCCACGGAGAAGGCCACAGCCAUCAGCACAGUGAACAUCCCCAUGACGGCCAUGACCACGUCCACAGCGACCUGCAGAUUUCUGAGGCUCCAUACAUGAGCGGAGCCACUGUGUCGCCAGAGUCCAAGGGUCCCCGAGGGGAUAGUCUAGAGGAGGAGCAGCGUUUCUACAUCCAGCAGCUGUUCAGCCGCUACGGCCAGAAGGACCGGCUAGAUUUCAAGGGAUUUCAGAGUCUGCUCUUUAGCCUGGGUUUGGGUGAAGUGAAGGUGGUAGGUGCGGAUCACGAGGAACUGGGCCAUGACCAUGUAGCCCACCUUGACUUGGUGGAUAUACAAGAGGGGCUUCACUCACAUUCAUCCAACGAAGACCAUGAUCAUGGUCACGGGCAUGGGCACGGGCAUGGUCAUCAAAACCACAAGCCCGGCUCCGACCAUCUGCACACGGCAGAGGCUACCACAGGGUGCAGCCAGCAGCCCACUGCUGCCAGUCCAGCUGCUGGUGCACCUACAGGGCAUGACCAUAAACAUGAUCAUGGCCACAAUCAUAGACAUGAUGCAGAACGUAAUCAUAAUCACAGCAAGGUAAAGGAUAGUGACCAUAAACAUUCUGAUGGACAUGUGCAGGACACACAUGAUCACGAUCAUGAAAACAACCAUGAUCAGGUGGUACAUGACAAACAGCACAAACAUGAGCAGGUACAGGUGCAGUCGAACCCCAAGGACAUAACUUCUCAACCUCAUAGUGAACAUGACCAUGGUGAUCAUGACCAUGGUGAACAUGACCACAGUACACAUGACCAUGGUACACAUGAACAUAACCAUGGUGAUCAUGACCAAAAUGAACAUGACAGCGGCCACAAUCAUGCCCAUCCAGUACAGACUGGCACAGACAGUCCUCUCAUCGACCAGGAGCAGGUACCCACUGUCCAUUCGGGGACGUCCCCAAUCCCUCAGGAGACCUCUCCUGCCCCAAUAGAAAGCAAGACCAAGAAGCCCAGAAAUCCAGCGCGGGUCAGAGGACAGCGUGGGCGAAACAAAACCUCUUCUCCCAUAUCUCCAUCUGAUGACCAUGACCACAAACAUGGACACGGACACAGUCAUUCUCAUAAACGUAGGAGAGAAGCACCAGGAGGGCCCGCCACCACCACUAUGCCAGCCCCCGUCCUGCCUGGGCAUCCAGGUGGAUUUUUACAUCAGCAUGAGGAGUGUUUGAACCUGACGGAGCUCCUCACCUACUAUGGCCUGAAUCCCGAAUCACUAAUCUCCCCCAGCCAGUUCACCUACCUGUGUCCUGCCCUGCUCUACCAGAUUGAUAGCCGCGUUUGCAUCCGCCAUUACCACCAGAUGGAUGUCGAGCAGGAAGCCUUGGAGAACGUCAGUACUGUGAUGGUCUGGGUCUGGGGCUUUGUGUCCAUCACCAUCAUCAGCCUGCUGUCUCUGCUGGGCGUGGUGCUCGUGCCCAUCAUCAACCAAGGCUGCUUCAAGUUCCUGCUCACCUUCCUGGUGGCGCUGGCAGUGGGAACGCUCAGUGGCGACGCUCUGCUUCACCUGCUCCCCCAUUCUCAAGGGCAACACAACCACAGCGAGCCUCGGACGAGCGACAAGACGGAUAUGCUCACAGAAUUCGAUGGAGUGUGGAAGGGGCUAACAGCGCUGGCCGGCAUCUACCUCCUCUUCAUCAUUGAACACUGCAUCGGCAUGUUUAAGGUCUACAAAGACCAACGGGUCUUGAAGAAGUCAAGCGAGGAGGGAAAGAUUGGCAGGAAGUUGUCAGACCACAAGCUAAAUCGGCGCUCGGAUGCAGAGUGGCUGCACCUGAAGCCGCUCAGCGAAGACCCUGACAGCACGGCUGUCUCCUGUGACAACGGAUACAACGACACACAGCUCACAGAGUUCCAACCCCCCGACUCUCCCACUAACAAGACGCCGCUGGCCCCCGCACUCCCUCAACCGGACGAGCCGUCACCCGCCAAGGAGGACGGACAUAAGACCAAGCAGCACAGACACGGCCACGGCCACUCUCAUGGGGGGAACUGCCACUCAGACCAGGAGAUGAAGGACGCUGGGAUAGCCAGCAUCGCCUGGAUGGUCAUAAUGGGCGAUGGCAUGCAUAACUUCAGUGACGGCCUGGCAAUAGGUGCAGCGUUCAGUGCAAACCUGACAGGAGGCAUCAGCACAUCAGUGGCGGUUUUCUGUCAUGAAUUACCUCAUGAACUUGGUGACUUUGCCGUGCUGCUGAAAGCCGGGAUGUCAGUGAAGCAGGCCAUCGUCUACAAUCUGCUGUCCGCCCUCAUGGCCUACGUUGGCAUGAUGAUUGGCACCGUCGUGGGCCAGUACACACACAGUGUCACCAACUGGAUCUUCGCCAUCACAGCCGGCAUGUUCCUUUAUGUGGCUCUGGUGGAUAUGCUGCCAGAAAUGCUCCACGGGGACAGUGAGGAACACAAGCGCAGCCAGAUGGGACACUUUGUGCUGCAGAACCUGGGCAUGCUGACCGGGUUCGGCAUCAUGUUGCUCAUCGCCAUCUUCGAAGACCAAAUCGUUUUCGAUUUUGGCUUCUUGUAGAGUAGAGGGGGAGGGGAGGGGAGGGCUGGAUGUUUCACCGUCGCCCCUCUUGGCCUUCACAUGCUUUGUCUGCAUCGUAGCUGCCCAGUCUUGCAUGCAGCUUGAGUCUCGUUCAUGGACCGUGCCUCCAUUCCAGCGGUAGUUCACGCACAUCUCAUGACUCCGCUUAGUGAUGUUUACAUUCUGCUCCACCGUCGCUGUCAGCUCCAAUCUGUCUGCUCCCCGUGCAGCACAAGAAAAAAAGGACCAGAUGAAAGAAGAGCGAAGCUGCACUCCGACCAGGAAACCCAAUCUUUAACAGAAAAUCUAAUCCAGGUGGUGCAGGUCCCGUGUUGCUGCGGAGACGCCGCUGUCACGGGCCGGCAGCUCGCCGCCGGUCCAUCAUAACCUGUUGCUUGUUGUCGUCGUAGUCGUCUCUUUUGCAUCCUGUGCUGUGUCCCAUGUCCUCAUACAUCUGUGGUGUGUGUCCCUCUCAUCACUACCAACUGUUGAUGUCAUCACGCCACGUGCCAAGCCCCGGCCACUGGAGCAGCGCAGCGGCGAGGAGCUCAGCUUCGCGUGCCGCCACAUCGGGAACAAACCCUUCAGCUCUGUGUUUUCUUUAAGCUGCAGCAUCAAACUUAGAGAAGUGUUCGUCUGAAUGACCCGACAGGCUCAGUGUUAUUUCUUCUCCUCCAACUUUCUCCAUGUUUCCUUUUGAAUAAUGUUUAAUUGCCGAAUUAGAUAUUUUUGGGAUUAAUAAACCUUUUUGUUGUACAGUUGAACUAACAGCUGCCAAAGCUUUUAUAAAUUAGUCUUUACAGAUCUUUGCUUUAGUUUUGACAAUCUGUAGCCAGAGGAGACAUAUCAUUGUUAGAACUUUAUAUUUUAUCUUUUUCUACAAGAAUCAGCUGAUUCAGAAUGUGAAGAACUCCUCGUUCUGUUCAUCAGAUAGUGUCGUAGUUUACUUGAUUUACUUCAGGCGACCAACACUUACCCACCGCGGGAGGUUGUCACACGACCGCUGGACUUGAUGACGUACUGUAAGUACACGGGGUCUUUUAUCGUGUCAGUAGCUGAGCAGCUAAAAGCAAAAGUUCCGUUCCUACUAAAAGCUUUGAAAGUUUCCUUCAAACGUCGUGACAAUCGGAGCCGGAGCGGGAAAAGAGAACAGCCGCCAUGUCACAGUGGAACAACAAACGAGCAUUCCCUGCACUUGUGUCAAACCACACGAGAAAAGAUUAUUAUUAUUAUUAUUAUUUGUAUGAUCAUUCCUCGUGAAUACAUUAAAGUGCCAAACUGGACCACGUGUGGGAUUUCAGUGGCCUGUGCUUGACGCUGCUGCCCCCCCCCUUUCCAUGCUUCCCCAUUUCACAUUCCAUUGGUUGCUCGAGUGGCUCACAUGCUAAGCUAGCUAGCCUAGCUCCUGCUUUUUGCCGGAGCACACAGAUAAUGUGUGUGCGUCUUUUCAUUUACACUGUCACUGUGUGACAUCCAUCACCUGCGUCUUUAACUGGCUGUGGAUCAUCGUCGGUCACGUUGUCAUCGCUCUGACGGAAUCGAGCAUGAAUCCGAGUGAAACGGUACAAACAACUUUUUAUUUUUCAUUCUUUGUCCUGCAAAGUUGUCGACACGCUUUGUGUUACUUUUUUAAAAAAUGAAGUGUGUGUGUGUGUGUGUGUGUGUGUGUGAAGACCACAAAGCGUAGUCUGGGGUGAAGUGGAGCGAGUGUUGGGAGCCAUUUUGUUUCGCUAAAAGCAAAUAAGGUGAAGGAAAAUCCUGUGUCGUCAUCAUCAUCUGAAUCUUCUGUGUCUUUUACAGACGUUUUAUUAUUUCAUCUUCAUAUUUAAGUUUAGUGCUAUUUUUUUAAAAGCAGGACCUGAAUGUAAUUUGAAACCAGUUCAUUAUUUGCUCUGUUCACAUCAGUCGUUUCCUAAAGUGAAUCCAAACUGUCCUGUCAUGUGACCCAUCCGACUCGAUGCCCCAAAAUACAAAGUGUCUUCACUGUUUAUUGGACUAGAACUUGUCCAUUAAAUGAAAGUCUCAGCUUGUUUUCUUUCUACUUUUUUUUUUUUGCUUUGUUGUUUGUAUUUUGUUUAGUAUUGUGGAUAUAAGAUGUAAAAUGUGACGCCCGUGCUGUUUGCCUGUCUGUACAUUCUCCCCAUCACAGAAAGAAAUUAAACUCUGAAAAGAU